CUUUAACAGAGGUUAUGUUAUUUAUUUACACUUCCAUAAUGUUUAUUUAUUAAUAUAUUAAAUUUGUGAAAUCUUAGAAGUACAUAUUUUUUAUACUACAUUAUAUGUAUAUCCCGGUUAUUUUCAGCAUUUCGAUUACCAUUAAAAGGUACAAUUAUGGCUGAAGAAUUGAAGAUCUUGAAACAAGGUGCGGAGGCAAAACUGUAUAUAUGCAAGUACUUGGACCGGCCUACGUUAAUUAAGGAGAGAUUUAAAAAAAACUAUAGGCACCCAGACCUUGAUGCUACUAUCACGAAAGAACGAAUAAAAAACGAAGCCAGAUCCAUAGUGCGAUGCAAAACGGCGGGAGUUCGAACGCCGUCAUUGUAUUUAGUAGAUUUCGAACGUCGUCGAAUUUAUAUGCAACAUUUUGAAAACAGUAUAACCGUAAAAGAUUUUAUCAUUAAUAUUGUCAAAAAGACGGAGCAAAAUGAUGCCGGCGAUACUGAGAAUGUUUUAAAUUCUGUUGCUACCAUGAUAGGCCACACUGUUAAAAAAUUACAUGAAAAUAAUAUAAUUCACGGUGAUUUAACAACUUCAAAUAUGCUACUCGUUGAAAAGAAACCUAAAGGUACUGAUGAUGAUGCAAGAUGGCUUCAAAUAAAUAAUAUAGAGUUAGUAAUGAUAGACUUUGGUUUAUCAUAUGUCGACUCGAGCACUGAAGAUAUGGGUGUGGAUUUGUAUGUGCUGGAAAGAGCUCUAAUCAGUACACACAAUGAUUUUCCAAACUUAUUCAAUAAGAUUCUAGAUGCUUAUAAGAAUUACAGUAAACAUAAUAAUGUAAAAGAAAUUCUGGCUAAGUUUGAAGAUGUAAGAGCAAGAGGCAGGAAGAGAACUAUGGUUGGAUAAUAUGUAUUAAUAAUAUAGUAUUAAUUGUUGUUUAUAAUUAUUAUGAAAUAAAAAUUA
Messenger RNA from Achroia grisella, 945 nucleotides. Its product is annotated as EKC/KEOPS complex subunit TP53RK-like. Gene Ontology annotation, cellular component: cytosol; nucleus; EKC/KEOPS complex. Gene Ontology annotation, biological process: protein phosphorylation. Gene Ontology annotation, molecular function: protein serine/threonine kinase activity; ATP binding. Bases 157 to 888 code for a protein of 243 amino acids. The transcript has a single exon. The record is from RefSeq and is a predicted model, not a curated record. Lineage: Eukaryota; Metazoa; Arthropoda; Insecta; Lepidoptera; Pyralidae.